UCUCUCUCUUAUAUAAUCCAUCACUUCCCGCUAGGGUUUUCGGGUAGAGUUUCAGGAAGAGCCGGAGCAAGUGAAGGCGCAGCCAUGGUUCUCAAGACGGAGCUUUGCCGUUUCAGCGGUGCCAAGAUCUAUCCUGGAAGGGGAAUCAGGUUCAUCAGAUCUGAUUCUCAGGUGUUCUUGUUUGCCAAUUCCAAAUGCAAACGCUACUUCCACAACCGGUUGAAGCCUUCCAAACUGACAUGGACUGCCAUGUACAGAAAGCAGCACAAAAAAGAUAUCGCCCAAGAGGCUGUGAGGAAGAGGAGACGGGCCACCAAGAAGCCGUACUCGAGGUCCAUUGUUGGUGCUACGUUGGAGGUCAUUCAGAAGAAAAGAACAGAGAAGCCCGAGGUUCGUGAUGCAGCCAGAGAAGCCGCUCUCCGUGAGAUCAAGGAGAGGAUCAAGAAGACAAAGGACGAGAAGAAGGCCAAGAAAGCCGAGGUUAUGUCUAAGCAGCAGAAGUCUCAAGCCAAGGGCAAUCUCUCCAAGGGUGGUGCUCCUAAGGGUCCCAAGCUGGGAGGCGGCGGUGGCAAACGCUGAAUUUGUAACCUACCUGAGCUUCUUCCUCUUUCUAUACUCGUUCGGUAAGUUGCAACGUAAUAUUGUCUAUUUCAGAACGUUUUUGCUAGAAUACCCGACUCUGUUGUGCUACCCGAUUUCACUUAUAUCUUGCACUCGAGAAUUUUGCCCCCUUUUCGACCAACUUGGAUUCAAAAUGUUUUGGUAUAUGCAUUGGUCAUUGGUUUUGUUAAUAGUUAUUGUUAGGCUU
Messenger RNA from Tarenaya hassleriana, 808 nucleotides. Its product is annotated as 60S ribosomal protein L24-like. Gene Ontology annotation, molecular function: structural constituent of ribosome; mRNA binding. The coding region runs from base 85 to 579 and encodes 164 amino acids. The transcript has 5 exons. Gene Ontology annotation, biological process: cytoplasmic translation. Lineage: Eukaryota; Viridiplantae; Streptophyta; Magnoliopsida; Brassicales; Cleomaceae. The record is from RefSeq and is a predicted model, not a curated record. Gene Ontology annotation, cellular component: cytosolic large ribosomal subunit.